Messenger RNA from Naumovozyma dairenensis CBS 421, 1122 nucleotides. RefSeq lists its product as uncharacterized. The record is from RefSeq and is a predicted model, not a curated record. NCBI's taxonomy places the organism in Eukaryota, Fungi, Ascomycota, Saccharomycetes, Saccharomycetales, Saccharomycetaceae. The transcript has a single exon. The coding region runs from base 1 to 1122 and encodes 373 amino acids.
AUGAAUGGGUUAACUGAACAGUUAUUGGAAAAGUUAAAUAAUGAAGGUAUACAGUUCGCUCUCUUCAUCAAAGGUAAAGAUAACGCACCAAGCAACCAUACAGAACAAACAGAUACUUAUUUUUCCAAUGGAUAUAUAAGUGCUGGGGCAGAACAGCACGUCAUAUCGUCAUUGGCUAAUCUGGUCAGUAGAAUGAACAUUAGAAUCUACUCAAAAAUAAAUCAAUUGCCAAAUGAUAGACUAAAUUUUAGAACGAUAAAUUUGCCAUUGAAUAAUCGAGAAAUUAUCCAAAAGUAUUUGAUAAAUUGCUUCAAAACACUAAGGCAAGUACCCUGUAAAAUGAUAGCGAAGUUGUGGAUUAAAAUAAUAGAACCAGGAAAAAAAACGAAGUUUCCAUAUAUUAAAGGGGACAGUAUGAAACCAAAUUGGUGGCCCCAGAAUGUGGAGCAUAGGGAACCUGAUCAUUUACAGAAAACAGAUAGAAUGUACUUAAUGUGUACUAUUGUAACCGAUGUUCUACCACAAAUAACUGAUGAUAGGGAUAUUCUAGAAGACAUUAUCGAAAAUACUAUGGCAUUAGGUAUGUUCAAGAAUGAUAAAAUAAAAAAGGAAAUCAUUUUAGCAGUCUUCAAAAUUUCUAGAGCAUUAAGAAGAAACAAUGUGAGAAAUGAUAAAAUUUCAUCGUCGAUGGAAGUGAUUGAUUUACAAAGUAUAACGAAGAAACGGACUUUGAAAUUUCAACAAAAGGGAAUACCAUCAAAUGUUUCAUCAUCUUCCAAGAAAAAAGCUUGCAAGCAAAAUGAGCUGAUGAUAAGCAGUCCAGAAUCAAAGCAGGAUGACUCUUACUCUAACAACAAAAUUAAAAAUAAACCGACUCCUCGAAUAGAGCAAGCUCGAUCACUAGAACCAUUUGGACACCUGUGCGAUAUUGAUGAUACCUUACAAUAUCCAUCAGAAACAUUGAAUGGAUUGGUGUCUACACCGUCAUUAUUGGAUAUGCUUGUAGAUAAUGACUCUGAUUUAUCUGAAUACAUGCUAGAUAGAAAAAGUGACGGUACCGUUUCUAGUACUACUUUAUCGAGCAAUGAAAACAUAUUUUUCCACGAACAAUUUAAUAUGUAA